Xiphophorus maculatus (southern platyfish) is the source of this 3466-nucleotide messenger RNA. It is a transcript of the gene hdhd5, whose product is annotated as haloacid dehalogenase-like hydrolase domain-containing 5. Gene Ontology annotation, biological process: glycerophospholipid biosynthetic process. The record is from RefSeq and is a predicted model, not a curated record. The transcript is spliced from 8 exons. Lineage: Eukaryota; Metazoa; Chordata; Actinopteri; Cyprinodontiformes; Poeciliidae. Bases 201 to 1532 code for a protein of 443 amino acids. Gene Ontology annotation, cellular component: mitochondrion.
GCUAUAGUAAGCGUUGCUAGCGGUACGGUUUGUCCUGAAUGCACGUAUCUAUACGCUCAGCAUGACGAAACUACAGUCUAAGUGCUGACAGUCGCUGCUGCGGAUAUUAUGAGCUCCUGCCUCAGGUGUCACUUCCACGGAGUAGCCAGUUAGGUAGUUGUUUACUCGCCGGCGCUUUUCCCACUCAUGUGCCCGGAGCCAUGCAGAGACUGAGGUGUUUUAAAAGUUUCUGGCAGUUGCUCAGGUCAAGCUGCGAGGGAGCAGCGAAGCAGGCAACCAGCUCAAGAUGUUAUAGCCAUGACCCCAGCUCCUUUGGGCUCCUCUUUGACAUAGAUGGGGUCCUGGUCCGAGGCAGGACCCCGAUCCCAGCAGCCAAGCAGUGCUUCAGGAACUUGGUGGACCGCCACGGGAAGUACAAGGUUCCUGUGGUCUUUGUUACAAACGCAGGGAACUGCAUGAGGCAGACGAAAGCUGAGCAUCUGUCUCAUCUCCUUGAGGUCGAGGUGUCUCCAGACCAGGUGAUGCUGUCCCACAGUCCUCUGCGAAUAUUUACCCAGUUUCACAAAAAGUGCGUGCUGGUCUCCGGUCAGGGUCCUGUUGAGGAGGUGGCUCACAACCUGGGCUUUGAGGACGUGGUCACCAUAGAUAUGGUUAGAGAGGCGUACCCUGUCCUGGAUAUGGUGGACCACAACAGAAGGCCCAAAGACUUUAUUCCACCCAACAAGGACUUACGGCCAAUAAAUGCCAUAAUUUUAUUCGGUGAGCCAAUCAGAUGGGAGACCAACCUUCAGCUCAUCAUUGACGUUCUCCUAACCAACGGAAACCCGGGCAAUACGUGGACCUUGACCCAGUAUCCUCACAUCCCGGUCCUGGCCUGCAAUAUGGACCUGCUGUGGAUGGCAGAGGCGAAAAAUCCAAGGUUUGGACAUGGCAUGUUCCUGGUUUGCUUAGAGAAUUUGUACAAGAAGGUCACAGGUUAUGAUCUGAAGUAUGAGGCUCUGAUUGGUAAGCCGAGUGUGGUGACUUAUAACUACGCCGAGCUGCUGAUUAGACAGCAGGCAGAGAAGCUCGGCUGGAACAAACCUGUGAAGACGCUUUAUGCUAUCGGAGACAAUCCCAUGGCAGACAUAUAUGGAGCCAACCUCUACAAUCGCUACCUUCAGGCCUCUAAGCAUGCCAAUGCCAAAGUGCAGGCCAAGAGCUGCAGAGGAGGAGCGGAUCCCACCGCUCAAUCUGUCGACGACCAUCGUAAAAUGACAUCGGCGGAAAUGGGCGGCGCCACUGUCGCCUAUGGGUCAGAGGAGGAUCUCCCCGAGGCCUGUAGCUCCAUCCUGGUCUGUACAGGAGUGUACAGCAGAGACCAGCAGGAGCUGCCUUCAGACCCGGCGCAAACAGUCACUGAGCAGCACAUCUUCCACGGCCACAGGGACUUCCGUUUCGACCCCACCCUCACACAGCCGUCCUUCGUGGUGCAGGACGUGAAAGAGGCAGUGGAGUUGGUGUUCCAGCAGGAAGGCUGGCCUCUAGAGUAGCACCAGGGAAUAUUCAAAUAGCUUCUCUUUUUUAAAAACCUUUCUUUGUAUUCUGGCUGUUACUGUGCAAUUCAGAGUAUAUUCAACAAGCAGUUAUAACCCUAACACUACAAUUUACAGCGGCUCUUAAAGUCUACAUGUCAGGUUUUAUGAUAUUAAAGAAAAAAGAGCAUGAUAAAUCAUUUAAAAACUCUUUCCACCAUUAAUGUGGCACAAUGUCAUGUAUGUAUUUGUUUGCUUCUGGAAAAACAAAGAAACUGUUUAAAAAAGCAUAAGUGUGCACAACCUUAAGCUAAUCCUUUUGCUCUAAUUCAGCAUUCAGCCUUCUUUAGUAGGAAUCACAUUACCACAUCUUGACUUGAUAGUGUUUUCUUUCACUCUGUCUUCCAAACGUUCUCCAGAUCUCGAUAUGUAGGAACACAUCCAUUUUCCACAGCCCACGUUAGUUGACACCAAAGACAUGUGGUUCUGGUCUCUGGCUAGAGUUUUCCUAAACUUUAUUUUGUAAUUAAAUUAAUGGCUCACCACCACGUCUCUGCAGAACCUAAUGAAGUGUUGAGGAGAUAAUUGAGUAGUAGGAGAGUGUUUCUCAAGAACUGGAGCUGUAGAUCCCUGGCUUAGAUUCACUGUGUAAAAUCUCAUUUUACUUUUAACUAUCAAGCAAACAGAUCUUUGGUAUUUGAAAUUAAUCAGAACUUUAUCCACAUUGACUGAGGUUAUUUGCAUGAACCUCAGGUUCAUGUAAAUAAAAGAAUGUUAAUUUCGUCUUUUGAUCAAUUCUGCUGAAAAGUGCUGUUUUAAUAACAUUUGUACUCCGAUACUUUAUCCAAUUAUUCAUCUUUGUACCACAAUAUGCAUUUUAUGCUGUAAAUUAUUUUUUGUAUGCCCUUCUCCUGACUGAUACCUUUGUACCAUGGUGUCCCUUUGAACGUUUGUAAGCCAUCUACAGACUAUCCCUUUAGCAACAGGAUGCAAAUGCAUAAAUGUCAGAAGAAUCUAGUUAGACAACAGAACUUUAUUUUAAUGUUUCAUAAUUAUUUAUAGUGGAUGUGAAUUCAUAAAGAGUAAAUACUAAAAAUUAAUCAAAAGGGAUUUAGUGGUUAUUUUAAGGGUGUGCACACUUAUUCUACCAAGUUAUUACAGUUUACAUAUAUAUAUAAUUCUUUUCUCAUUUGUUUUCUUGUUUUUAAAAUGUCCAGGGUAAAUCUCACAUAUCCACACAAUAUUUUGAAAUUCUUAAUCAAACUGUUCACAUCACAAACACUUUGUUUUUUAAAAGAAUUGUGUAUACUUUGGAGAGGAACUGUCAGUCUAACCUGCCGGAUUUAAAUUUUUUUAUUAUUAUUUAGUUAAAAAAAUAGAGUAUUAUGCAUUAGAGUUUAAAACGUUUGCCUGCUUUUAAACCGAUUACAUAAGCUGUCAGGUUUUUUACAGCACACAAUAUAUCGGAAGAAUGUUUAAAUCAAUUUAGAGCAAAGGCCACAUUGGCACAAAUAUGGCUUUGACCUUAGGCUUUAAGGUCAAAAGCACUUAUUGAAAUGAAGAUUACUUUUAUUUUUCUAAAUAAAUCACCCUUUUGUUUUCUUAUACUGCGUUGGUUGAUAUAUUCUAGCCUGAUUUGUUUUUAAGUCAGGGUUAAUGCUCAGGAAAUUAAGUUGCCAAUAUUCAGUUUAGACCUUGAAAAAUGCAGUAUUUUGAUUUUACUCUCUUUUUAUGUUUUUGUAAAGUUUACAGCAUUGCACUGUUGGAUUAAAAAUGAGGUGCUGUUUGACAAGUGAACAUGAAUGUUUGCUAGAUUAAAUGGCAAGGAGAAAGUUGCACCUGUUCUGUAAUGAAGAUUUAAAAGUGAUGGAAAUUUGCAGGCUGAUACUUUGGAAUGUACUGUAAAAGCAAUAUUUUGUAAAGGAGCAAUUAAAAAGAUAAAGGAAGCUAAA